Hyaena hyaena (striped hyena) is the source of this 3300-nucleotide messenger RNA. It is a transcript of the gene SLC12A1, whose product is annotated as solute carrier family 12 member 1. Lineage: Eukaryota; Metazoa; Chordata; Mammalia; Carnivora; Hyaenidae. The record is from RefSeq and is a predicted model, not a curated record. Gene Ontology annotation, biological process: chloride transmembrane transport; sodium ion homeostasis; chloride ion homeostasis. Gene Ontology annotation, cellular component: membrane. Gene Ontology annotation, molecular function: sodium:potassium:chloride symporter activity. Bases 1 to 3300 code for a protein of 1099 amino acids. The transcript is spliced from 26 exons.
AUGUCACUGAACUCUUCCAAUGUGUUUCUGGAUUCAGCGCCCAGUAAUAGCAACCGCUUUCAGGUUAAUGUAAUAAAUGAGAGCCGCGAGAGCAGCACGGCUGUGGAUAAUAACACCGACCCUCCACAUUAUGAGGAAACCUCUUUCGGGGAUGAAACCCAGAACAGAUUCAGAAUCAGCUUUAGGCCUGGAAGUCAGGAGUGCUAUGACAAUUUCCUCCAAAAUGGAGAAACCGCGAAAACAGAUGCCAGUUUUCAUGCUUACGAUUCUCACACAAACACGUACUACCUACAAACCUUUGGCCACAACACCGUGGAUGCUGUUCCCAAGAUUGAGUACUAUCGCAACACCGGUAGCAUCAGCGGGCCCAAGGUCAACCGACCCAGCCUGCUUGAGAUUCACGAACAACUUGCAAAGAACGUAGCCGUGGCACCGGGUUCAGCUGACAGGGUUGCUAACGGAGAUGGGAUGCCUGGAGAUGAAGAAGCUGAGAAGAAGGAAGAGGAGGAGGAAGCCGGCGUUGUGAAGUUCGGAUGGGUGAAAGGUGUGCUGGUAAGAUGCAUGCUGAAUAUCUGGGGUGUCAUGCUCUUCAUUCGCCUCUCCUGGAUUGUUGGAGAAGCUGGAAUUGGUCUUGGAGUCAUCAUCAUUGGCCUGAGUGUGGUGGUGACGUCACUCACAGGUAUUUCUAUGUCUGCCAUUUGCACAAAUGGAGUAGUAAGAGGAGGUGGGGCCUACUAUCUUAUUUCCAGAAGCUUAGGGCCCGAGUUCGGUGGGUCUAUAGGCUUGAUCUUUGCUUUUGCCAAUGCAGUGGCUGUUGCUAUGUAUGUGGUGGGAUUUGCUGAAACAGUGGUAGAUCUUCUUAAGGAGAGCAAUUCAAUGAUGGUGGAUCCAACCAAUGACAUCCGGAUAAUAGGCUCCAUCACAGUGGUGAUUCUUUUAGGAAUUUCAGUAGCUGGAAUGGAGUGGGAAGCAAAGGCUCAAGUGAUACUUCUGGUCAUUCUUCUCAUUGCUAUUGCAAACUUCUUUAUUGGAACCGUCAUUCCAUCCAACAAUGAGAAGAAAUCCAGAGGUUUCUUUAACUACCAAGCGUCAAUAUUUGCUGAAAACUUUGGGCCAAGCUUCACAAAAGGUGAAGGCUUCUUCUCUGUCUUUGCCAUUUUUUUCCCUGCAGCUACUGGGAUUCUUGCUGGUGCCAAUAUCUCAGGAGAUUUGGAGGAUCCCCAAGAUGCCAUCCCCAGAGGAACCAUGCUGGCCAUUUUCAUCACCACUGUUGCCUACAUAGGAGUUGCGAUUUGUGUAGGGGCCUGUGUGGUCCGAGACGCCACCGGAAGCAUGAAUGACACCAUCAUUUCUGGGAUGAACUGCAAUGGUUCAGCCGCCUGUGGGUUGGGCUAUGACUUCUCGAGAUGUCGGCACGAACCAUGUCAAUAUGGGCUGAUGAACAAUUUCCAGGUCAUGAGCAUGGUGUCAGGGUUCGGCCCCCUCAUCACUGCUGGCAUCUUUUCUGCAACGCUGUCCUCAGCCUUGGCCUCCCUCGUCAGCGCACCCAAAGUGUUCCAGGCGCUGUGCAAGGACAACAUCUACAAAGCCCUGCAGUUCUUUGCAAAGGGAUACGGGAAAAACAAUGAACCCCUGAGAGGAUACAUUCUCACUUUUGUUAUAGCCAUGGCGUUCAUUCUUAUUGCGGAACUGAACACCAUCGCCCCCAUCAUCUCCAACUUUUUCCUGGCCUCAUACGCACUUAUUAAUUUCUCCUGCUUCCAUGCCUCUUAUGCUAAAUCUCCGGGAUGGAGACCUGCAUAUGGAAUUUACAACAUGUGGGUAUCUCUUUUUGGAGCUGUUUUGUGCUGUGCAGUCAUGUUUGUCAUCAACUGGUGGGCAGCUGUCAUCACCUAUGUCAUUGAGUUCUUUCUCUAUAUCUACGUGACUUAUAAGAAGCCAGAUGUGAACUGGGGCUCCUCCACACAGGCUCUUUCUUAUGUGAGUGCAUUAGACAAUGCCCUGGAAUUAACGACCGUGGAAGACCAUGUGAAAAAUUUCAGGCCCCAGUGCAUUGUCUUAACAGGGGGGCCCAUGACAAGGCCUGCCCUCUUGGACAUUACUCACGCCUUUACCAAGAACAGUGGCCUUUGCAUCUGCUGUGAAGUUUUUGUGGGACCGCGCAAGCUGUGUGUUAAAGAGAUGAACAGUGGUAUGGCAAAAAAGCAGGCCUGGCUUAUCAAGAACAAAAUCAAGGCUUUUUAUGCUGCAGUAGCAGCAGACUGUUUCAGAGAUGGUGUCCGAAGUCUCCUUCAGGCCUCGGGCUUAGGAAGAAUGAAACCCAACACUCUGGUGAUUGGAUAUAAAAAAAACUGGAGGAAAGCUCCCUUGACAGAGAUUGAGAACUAUGUGGGAAUCAUACAUGAUGCGUUUGAUUUUGAGAUUGGUGUGGUCAUAGUCAGAAUCAGCCAAGGGUUUGACAUCUCUCAGGUUCUUCAAGUGCAAGAUGAAUUAGAGAAAUUAGAACAGGAGAGGCUGGCUUUGGAAGCCACUAUCAAAGAUAACGAAUGUGAAGAAGGAAGCGGAGGCAUCCGAGGCUUGUUUAAAAAAGCUAGCAAGUUGAACAUUACUAAGCCAAAGCCUAAGAAAGACAGCAGCAUGAGCACAAUCCAGUCGAUGCAUGUGGGGGAGUUCAACCAGAAACUGGUGGAAGCCAGCACCCAGUUUAAAAAGAAGCAAGGAAAAGGCACAAUUGAUGUGUGGUGGUUGUUUGACGAUGGAGGGUUAACACUCCUUAUCCCCUAUAUCUUGACUCUCAGAAAAAAAUGGAAAGACUGUAAAUUAAGGAUCUAUGUUGGAGGGAAGAUCAACCGCAUUGAAGAAGAAAAAAUUGCAAUGGCUUCCCUUCUGAGCAAAUUUAGGAUAAAAUUUGCAGAUAUCCAUAUCAUUGGUGACAUCAACAUUAAGCCAAACAAAGAGAGCUGGAAAGUCUUUGAAGAGAUGAUUGAACCAUAUCGUCUCCAUGAAAGCUGCAAAGAUUUAACAACUGCUGAGAAAUUAAAGAGAGAGACCCCGUGGAAAAUUACAGAUGCAGAACUGGAAGUAGUCAAGGAAAAGAGUUACCGCCAAGUUCGCCUGAAUGAACUCCUACAGGAACACUCAAGAGCUGCUAAUCUCAUUGUCCUGAGCCUUCCAGUAGCAAGAAAAGGAUCUAUAUCAGAUUGGUUGUACAUGGCUUGGUUGGAAAUCCUCACGAAGAACCUCCCUCCUGUUUUACUAGUUAGAGGAAACCACAAAAAUGUGCUGACAUUUUACUCUUAA